Misgurnus anguillicaudatus (oriental weatherfish) is the source of this 1981-nucleotide messenger RNA. The record is from RefSeq and is a predicted model, not a curated record. NCBI's taxonomy places the organism in Eukaryota, Metazoa, Chordata, Actinopteri, Cypriniformes, Cobitidae.
ACCGCGACCAGACAGUUGGAAAUUUCUUUAGUGCGGGUUUGCCCAAUAGAGUACUUCAAAGCGAAUGUGAACCCUGACUUGAGUGGAUGAACGACUGAAACUUUUUUGGAAACGUUAUUUUAAGAGUUGUUAAAAAGAUGAUCUUAUGGUUCACUCCAUGAUGCCCCACUCUUCCAAGCCUCGAUCCCACCCUUGUGGUCUUUGUGACAAGUAUACUGCCCAGGAAUCAACAGUCAACAGGCACCAGCGAAUGCAUGGUGAAGAGAAACCCUACAAAUGCCCCUACUGCAACAAAAGUUUUAGUCAUUCUUCUGGUUUGGUUCUGCAUAAACGGACCCAUGCUGCGGAGAAGCCUCAUACCUGCCGUAUUUGCAGCAAGACAUUCAUUUCCUCUCUCAUCUGACGCUCCACAUGCGCUCACACACCGGAGAGAGGAAGUACAAAUGCGGCGUAUGCUCAAAAAUGUUCAUGCAGUCGUCCCAACUUAUGUGUCACAAGGCCACCCACUCGGGCGAGAAACCAUUCAAAUGUCCAGACUGCAACAAGUGCUUUGGCCGAUCCUCACACUUGAAAACCCAUCAGAGGCUGCACACGGGUGAAAAGCCUUUUAAGUGUACACAGUGUGAUAAGGCUUUUAUACAAAAGGCCGGACUUGUAGUUCACAUGCGCCUGCACACAGGCGAGAGGCCUUUUAAAUGCGAAAAGUGUGGGAAGGGCUUCCGCACAUCAACUCACCUGCUGAACCAUCAGGCUCUGGAGUUAAAUGAGAGCAGGUUCGUCUGUACCACGUGUCAGAAAGGCUUCAGGUCAAUGUCAAUGCUGAAACAACAUGAAAAAAGCCACCAGACGCUCUGCUGUAGCGUAUGCUCGGGAGCCUUCGCACAAUCCUCAUAUCUGCAGCUGAAACUGCACAUAAGCAACGGAGAGCAUCUCUACCAUUGCAAGGUGUGCAACAAGACGUUCACAAAGAUGUCCACCUUCGAGAAACACUGCAUUAAGCACCAGAUGCAGACGGAUGAAGGAGAGGCCGAGUGCCAAGAGGAAGCUGGGGAUGAUCCCCUAUUUCAGCCUUUUGUCACCGAUUCCUCAACAUCCUCGAAAUCAGAAGUCAACACACGUUCCAAAACAAGAGCAAAAAUUAGAAGUAACAUGGAAAACUGACAGUAAUGCAAUUUAUCAUUUACACAAAAAAUGCUGUUUAUAUGCUUAAAGUUUCGAUCUGUUCAUAAUUGCAUUAAAUAACGAAGAGCUGUUUGCACACAAAAGACUUAUAAGUCAUACAGUAGGGUUGGGUUAAAAAUUGAUUCUCUGAUUUUGAACAACCUUCAAUUUAACUAUUGAUUUGGGAAAUCCUGAAUAAAUUCUUAAGGGAGUUGCACACUGGACGUGCACAUUAAACAGCGCGAGCUUAGUCAGACUUAAUUCUACUUCAAGAUGCAAAAUAUGCGUUAGCAGCCUAUGUUAUUUGUUAACGAUUUGGGACAAAUAUGAUGUUAUUUAAAGUUAAACUAUGUGAGUGCCGCUCUGUGGUGCGGCAGGGAUUUGAGCAGCGUCCAGAGGCACAGCUGCUGUCAGACGGCGCCGGUGUGCGUACAUUCAUAGAAAAUAAUGUGUUUGAUUUUUAGUAUAGUAUGAAUCCUGGUAGUAUGAAUGAGAUUCGGACGUACUACAUCCGCCAUGUUGCUACAUCACGUGACAUACGUCGUCAUCACUUCAUGUCAUUUCAGCGCGAAAACAGCCGCAUGCUGCUUCUUCUUCGUUGGAUAACUCCUCUCCCGGGGCAUCAUGGGAUAGUGAAGUGUCCAUCGUAUGCAAAAUCUAACCGGAAGUAGUAGGUCAUCCGGGUACUUUUCGCAUACUGUUUUUCGAAUACUACGCAUUCGGACAUACUACUCGGCUCGCCUACUGCUUUUCGGGUAAUUUAUAGUAUGAAGUAGGCGGUUUCGGACACAGCAUGUGAAUAUUAUGUGUAGUUUGCACC